UCGAUGACUUGACUUCUCUCGAUCGGGAGUGCCGCAUAGACGCAAGUCACAAACUCUAAGAUUUGUGGAUGACACUGCGGAGAAGUUGGCAAUCAGUUGGAAACGAUUUCCAGGUCAAGUUCGAGUGUCGGCGACUGAGGCAACUAUGUAAACGGACUCGUUGAUGCUCGCGAGGAAGAGAAAAUUUCACACACAUUCGAUCUGAGAAGAACAAAGCCUCGGAAACAAUGGCGGCUCCUUCGUCGCUGUUUAAUCAGCAGAGGAUGGAUCACAUACGAGAGCCGCUGAGAGAGCAAUUGCAAGGAAGUGGACCGAAGAAGCAUGAGGUCUCUUCGUUGGGGUUGCAGAUUAGAGGCCACUGCGGCCUUGCGCAGAGACCGGCAUAUCACAAGGAGGUGGAUACUGCCAGAGAAGAAUUGGCCAACUUCCGAGAGAAGUUCGAUCAGUGGAAAAUCCAUUACGAUCGCGAAAUCGGCAAGACGAGACAAGAGUUGGCCAUGCUCACUCCGAGACUGAUGGGCUUGGGCCUGGCUUCCAAAAUCCACCACCUCCAAGAAAUGACCGCUAGUAGGAUGAACACCCCUCGCAGCAGCACCCCUCGUUGCAGCACCCCUCGCUCCGCCGAUCUUUGAGGGCCAAUUUUGAUACUUCACAAUUUCCAAAACCAAACAUUGAUGAUGGUUCCGUCACUGCACAGAUUCCCGGGUGAAAUAAAAUUUUCUUCGUGUACAACUGUCUUGUCAGUGUGAAUGCUUCGUGCUCGCUCACGGUGAAGUGAACCGAUCAAAUUUUUUAACUCAUCUCACACUUGUACUUGAAGUUUCCCAAAA
Marchantia polymorpha subsp. ruderalis is the source of this 830-nucleotide messenger RNA. NCBI's taxonomy places the organism in Eukaryota, Viridiplantae, Streptophyta, Marchantiopsida, Marchantiales, Marchantiaceae. The record is from the annotation of a GenBank genome assembly.